Messenger RNA from Marmota monax (woodchuck), 2108 nucleotides. It is a transcript of the gene Il7, whose product is annotated as interleukin 7. The record is from RefSeq and is a predicted model, not a curated record. Gene Ontology annotation, cellular component: extracellular region. NCBI's taxonomy places the organism in Eukaryota, Metazoa, Chordata, Mammalia, Rodentia, Sciuridae. Gene Ontology annotation, molecular function: interleukin-7 receptor binding; growth factor activity. Gene Ontology annotation, biological process: immune response. The transcript has 5 exons. The coding region runs from base 565 to 1035 and encodes 156 amino acids.
CCUGCACAUUUGUGGUUUUCGGGAACACAUUAGCAACCAAUGGUUUUAGCUCUCGGUGGCCCAAGAGUUGCCAAGGCGGCUAAGAGUCAUCUGAAAAGUCUUUUACCCUGAAUCGCUCUGAAUCAGAAGGCCACCUGAUUUCUCCUGCGGUACUUGGCAAAUUUGCACCUCCCUCUGGUCCUGGUCCAGCUGCAUGGGAAGUGCUAAGGAAGAACACGGGCGCCCAACAGUGAGGAGAUGGUAAAGGCGUCCAGAGGAUAAACUUAAAGAUCGAUCCUACAGACCAAGCCGAAAGAAGAAACUGAAAGUACACUGCCGGCUGAUCCUACGGAAGUUAUGGAAAAGGCAAAGCACAGAGCCAGGCUGUGAUGUGUGCCGCCCCUCCUGGGAUGGAUGAAACAACAGGCGCGCCACGGGUGAAAGAAACCAGCUGCAGAGACUGGCCUAUCCAGCGCGGACUUGUGUCAACUCCGCGUAAGACCAUGGUCCUGGGAGUGAUUGUGGGUGAGAGCGUGCUCCUGCUGCAGUUGCGGUCAUCAUGACUACGCCCACCUCCCGCAGACAAUGUUCCAUGUUUCUUUUAGGUAUAUCUUUGGAAUUCCUCCCUUGAUCCUUGCUCUGUUACCAGUAACUUCAUCUGAUUGUGAUAUUAAAGGUAAAGAAGGUAAAGAAUUUGAGCAUGUUCUAAUGAUCAGCUUCAAUGAAUUGGAAAAAAUGAUAGAAGUUGAUAGCGACUGUGUAAACAAUGAAUCUAACUUUUUUAAAAGACAUUCAUGUGGUGAUUCAAAGGAAGCUGCUUUUCUAAAUCGUGCUACUCGCAAGUUGAACCAAUUUCUUAAAAUGAAUAUGAGUGAGGAUUUCAAACUCCACUUAUCAAGAAUUUCAGAAGGCACAUUAAAAUUGUUGAGCUGCCCCAGCAAGGAAGAAAAAAAUUUAAAGGAACAGAAAAAGAAUGACCCAUGUUUUCUAAAGACAUUACUACAAAAGAUAAAAACUUGUUGGAAUAAAAUUUUGAUGGGCAAUAAAGAACACUGAAAAGUAUGGAGUGGCAAUAUAGAAACAUAAAAAUAUUUCAAGAAUGGAUCUGCUAAUGCAAUUUUUCAGGAUAGAAAGCCUCCUAGAAGUUACUGAAUGCAUUCUGAUAAGAAUGAUCGAAAGGAUUGAGAAAUCCAUAUUGUAGUACCAGAAGAUGUACAUAAACAAUGGAAGCUGAAUGCUGCAAUCAACAAACUGUUUCAUAUGUAUGUGGACAUAUGUCAUUUGAUACUGAGAGUGUACUGAUUUUGUAAGACAAUCGUGUAAGGUAUUGGCUGCAAUAAUACUUUCUAAACCUGUAUGAAUAUUUCAGGAGAAAACAUCAAAUCUAUGAAGUAUAUAAAGUUUAUAAAGAUUCAAAAUUGAAAUCGUUUUGUUAUCAAAGCAAUUCUAUGACCCACUGUGCAUAUGUGUACUGUAUUAUGAGUGGAAAUUGUCAGCUUCUAUACUGGAGAUAUGUUAAAGUUAACAGCAAUAUAUGGAUAAUGCUCAGAGAACAAAAGUAUUCUAUACCUUGAAAAACAGCAUCAUAAAGAAGUCCAAGAUACUUAAGAGAGAUCUGAAGAGAUUGUAAUUAAAUAUAAAUGUAUAACACAGUGCCUUCAAUAACAGUAUAACAGGGGCUGGGCUUGUGGUUCAGUGGUAGAGUGCUUGCCUAGCACAUGUGAGACACUGAGUCUGAUCCUCAGCACCACACAAAAAUAAAAUAAGUUAAAUAAUAAAGGUAUUGUGUCCAUCUACAACUAAAAAUAUUUUUAAAAAUAACAGUAUAGCAAAUAUUCUUAAAUGAAAACAAAGGAUAUUUUCAAAAAAUAGAAAUUCACUUAGUGCUGAGAUACUUUUAUCAUUUAUGUAUAAUAAAACUUGUCUUAAAGAGUUUCCAAUUUAGGGAGUAUAUUUUAAGAGAAUAAUAUAUGUUAGCCUUUUAAAUAAUGGAUUGUAUAUAUUUAAUUUUGACAUUAUUUCUGUAUAUAAAAUAUUUUCAUUCAGUAUUGCAAAUUUCUUACUUUGUGCUUACUUUGGAUGACAUUUCUCCUUUGAUAAUAAAUAACCUCUGUGUUAACAUUGUCAGA